AUGGAGCCGGUUAUUCGUCCAGGCCCAGUUGAUCCAUCUGUUCUACGGUUGCAGACUUCCCAUAGGAGCCACGAUGUUUGGAUUGGCGUAGCUGAUAGAGUUCUCUCAGUUAGGGAGCAUAUGGUCAGCGUGGGACGUGAGUGGAGGGUAGAGGGCGGAGUACUAGAGUACGUUAGGCUUGCUGGGUUUUACGGUGUGCAUAGGAUUUUGGGUGGAGGGUUUUUGCUUGAUCGAUCUCUUCUUAUGGCGUUGGUUGAGAGGUGGAGGCAGGAGACACAUACUUUCCACCUAGUGGUAGGUGAGGCCACCAUUACUUUACAGGAUGUCGCCGUCCUGUUAGGUCUGAGAGUGCACGGCCCUCCUGUCAUUGGACCUCCAUUUGAGGGAUGGCAUGACCUAGUUGAGGAGUUGCUGGGAGUUAGACCUGGCCAUGAUGAUAACGGUAAGCCGUUCUGGAGGGAUCUACUUUGA
Molecule: messenger RNA, 471 nt
Organism: Chenopodium quinoa (quinoa)
Lineage: Eukaryota; Viridiplantae; Streptophyta; Magnoliopsida; Caryophyllales; Amaranthaceae
Product: serine/threonine-protein phosphatase 7 long form homolog
Exons: 1
Coding region: 1-471 (156 amino acids)
Biological process (GO): meristem development; meristem maintenance
Source: RefSeq, a predicted model, not a curated record